Messenger RNA from Cylindrotheca closterium, 390 nucleotides. NCBI's taxonomy places the organism in Eukaryota, Bacillariophyta, Bacillariophyceae, Bacillariales, Bacillariaceae. The record is from the annotation of a GenBank genome assembly.
AUGAUGGUCCGACCGGCAGAAGAAGAAAGCGAGGCUGAAGUGCGUCGCGAAGAUCAGGACAACAUUAACAAAUUUGCUCGUCUCAAUGCAAGACUUCAUGACGUAAGGGACGAACGUGCAAUGAUCAAGAAAUCCUUGGAACGCUUGGACGAUGCCGCUACCGAACUCAUGAUGGCCUCGGGAGAUCCCGUUCUAUUGUUGAUUGGGGAAUCCUUUUUUGAUACUACGGAAGAAGACGCCACUGAAUUCUGUGAAGAAGAAGUGGAACGAAUGCAAGGACAAUUGGAAUCUUUGGAAAACGAAGAAGGUGAAAUAUUAGGACUUCAGGCGGAUUUGAAAAAAGCUCUGUAUGCACGAUUUGGAAAGUCAAUUCAACUGGAAGAAAAGUAA